Macrosiphum euphorbiae (potato aphid) is the source of this 267-nucleotide messenger RNA. The record is from the annotation of a GenBank genome assembly. Lineage: Eukaryota; Metazoa; Arthropoda; Insecta; Hemiptera; Aphididae.
AUGGAUUCACAGGAUUUCAAGUUAUUGCUUGAACUUAUUGGACCUAAAAUAGAGAAACAAAAUACAGUAAUGAGAAUGGCAAUAACAGCAGAAGAAAGGCUUAUUGCAACACUUAGAUUCCUUGCUACAGGCAGAUCAUACGAAGAUCUGAAAUUUAGUACGUGCAUAUCUGCACCUAGUUUAUCAUACAUAAUCCCAGAAACGUGCAAAGAGAUAUUUGAAGCUUUGAAAAAGGACUACAUGAAGGUAAAUAUAUCAAUUUAUUAA